ACUAAAAUACAUAGCUCUCAUAACAGCCUCCAUUGCGCCCUCUUUCUUUCUCGUUCCCUGUUUCUCAGCGAGCUUUCACUGUAAAAACAAUGGCGAAACCCGACUCAAAGCCGAAGCAAAAUUCAAGGCCAAAGGCAAAGAAACACUACAGGCCUGCCGGAAAGAAGAAGGAAGGAAACGCCGCUAAAUAUGUCACUAGGUCUCAAGCUGUCAAGCAUCUCCAAGUCAAUCUUCCACUUUUCAGGAGACUAUGCAUUCUCAAGGGUAUAUUCCCCCGGGAGCCAAAGAAGAAGGUGAAAGGAAAUCACCACACUUAUUAUCACGUGAAGGAUAUUUCAUUUUUGGAGCGUGAGCCUUUACUUGAGAUAUUUAGAGACAAGAGGGCACAUGAGAAGAAGGUAAAGAAAGCUGAGGCGAAGAAGAACCCUGAUCUUGCUAAACGUUUGCGAACCCGCGCACCUACUUAUAAGCUAGAUAAAGUUAUACGGGAGAGGUAUCCGACGUACAUUGAUGCGCUUAGAGAUUUGGAUGAUUGUCUCACAAUGGUGCACCUUUUUGCAGCACUACCAGCAUUGGAGAGGGAAAAAAUUGAAGUGCAGCGCAUUCAUAAAUGUCGAAGAUUGAGUCAUGAAUGGCAAGCAUACAUCUCUCGUACUCAUAAAUUACGAAAAACCUUUGUAUCUGUGAAAGGCAUAUAUUAUCAGGCUGAGGUUGAAGGUCAAAAGAUCACGUGGUUGACCCCUCAUGCACUGCAGCAAGUUAUGCCAGAUGAUGUUGACUUCAACGUCAUGCUAAAUUUCCUGGAAGUUUAUGAGACUCUCCUUGCCUUUAUUAAUUAUCGCCUUUAUCAUUCGAUAAAUGUAAAGUAUCCACCCAUUCUUGAUCCUCGGUUGGAAGCUUUAGCGUCAGAUCUUUAUGCAUUGUCUAGAUACUUUGAUGUGAACUCUAGAACUUCUGUGGUGGAUCCUCAAGUUUCUAGUACAUCUGGAUCCGAGCAAGUUGAGACCCAAAAGGUUGGGACAGCAUCUGAUGAAUCCGAAUUAAGACUAGCUCAACUUCAACAUCAACUUCCUUCCAAUGAACCUGGUGCGUUGAUGCGCCUUGUUGAAGAUGAUGCUGGUGAUACUGAAGAGGAUGAUGAUACAAGGGAGUGUAAAAAACUCUUUAGGAAUCUGAAAUUUUUCUUGAGCCGCGAGGUCCCUAGAGAGUCCUUGCUUUUUGUUAUUCCUGCAUUUGGUGGUGUUGUUUCCUGGGAGGGAGAGGGAGCUCCAUUUAAUGAAGAUGAUCAGAGCAUUACUCAUAAGAUUGUUGACCGGCCCACACUGGUUCGUACAUCCCUCUCCAGAGAAUAUGUGCAACCACAAUGGGUGUAUGAUUGUGUAAAUGCACGUGUCAUUUUGCCAACAGAGGAUUAUAUGGUGGGAAAGAUUCCUCCUCCACACUUAUCACCUUUUGUUGACCAUGAGUCCGAAGGUUAUGUUCCUGAGUAUGCAGAGACUAUUAAACGAUUGCAGGCUGCUGCUAGAAAAGAAGUCCUUCCAUUACCAGGCGUAGGAAACGAAGAUCUUGAAGAUCCUCAGAAAUUACUAUCUGAAGGUAUUAUUGAUCGAGCAGAAGCUAGUGAAGCUGCUGAGAGAAAGCGCAAGAUGAUUCUUGAGCAGAACCGCUAUCUUGAUGAAUUGAAAAUGGAAGUUGAGGGUGUCCAGAACUCCUCAACUCCCUCAGAUAAUAAGCAGAGCUCUUCCAAAGAGACAGAGGCUAAGGAAGAAUCUGAGCCUGAUUUAGAACAAAUUGUUGAGGAUUAUGCAAACAUGUCUAAGACAGUGAUGUCUCGUAGGAAGAGGAAGAUUUAUGAAGCCAUGCAGAUUGGCAAACAACGGAAGAAGGCUCACGUUGAUCUUCUUAAGGAACGGAAGAAAAAAAUUCAAGCAGCUAAGGAGUCAGAGGAGAAUUGAAGUGCCCCCUGAAUUUGCAUGGCUUGAAUUUAUUCUUUUGUUAAUUUGCUUGAGGUUGCUUAAGCUUUAUAACAACAUAAUGAAGUGUAACAUUGCCAAUUAAGUUUGUGAUUGGCUAAAAUUUUGAUAACUAUGUAAGAUAUUUUUUAAAAUUAAAACUGAACCAAAAACGAAACCGUAGUUUUCUACUA
Messenger RNA from Quercus lobata, 2146 nucleotides. Its product is annotated as pescadillo-like protein. Bases 90 to 1955 code for a protein of 621 amino acids. Gene Ontology annotation, cellular component: nucleolus; PeBoW complex. The transcript has 13 exons. The record is from RefSeq and is a predicted model, not a curated record. Gene Ontology annotation, molecular function: RNA binding. Gene Ontology annotation, biological process: ribosome biogenesis; maturation of LSU-rRNA from tricistronic rRNA transcript (SSU-rRNA, 5.8S rRNA, LSU-rRNA). Lineage: Eukaryota; Viridiplantae; Streptophyta; Magnoliopsida; Fagales; Fagaceae.